Mytilus trossulus (common blue mussel) is the source of this 1519-nucleotide messenger RNA. RefSeq names its product coiled-coil domain-containing protein 34-like. The coding region runs from base 170 to 1114 and encodes 314 amino acids. Lineage: Eukaryota; Metazoa; Mollusca; Bivalvia; Mytilida; Mytilidae. The transcript is spliced from 5 exons. The record is from RefSeq and is a predicted model, not a curated record.
AAUUGCACUUCCUGUUUACCCUAGCGCCAGAUGAAAAUCUAAGUUUUGACUUGCGAAGUACAGAAAGUCAAAAGAUAAAUUCUUUAAACUUUGAAAAAGAAGAAAUUUAAAAUCAUAUUUUUCUGAAACAACCAAAAAUAGCCUUCUUUACAGGUUACAACUUAGCAGGAUGAGUUUAAGGCCUCGUCCAGUCACUGCCACAGUUACAAAACCAAAAUGGAUGGAGCCACAGGUGACAAGACCAAGAUCUAGGUCAUUAGAAUCCAAUGGAUCUACUGCAUCUUUGACUUCAGUACUUGAUCAUGACAGUUAUGAAAGUUUGGGAGAAAGUGAGGACGAAUUACAUACAGAGGAAGGGGAUCAAUAUACCAGAAGUGAUAUAGAUAAUAGAUUACACGAAGAUGUUAAAAAUAAAUGCAUUAUAUCAGAAUCUUCAUCACAAUACACAGAACAAAAAGAUCCUCAGUUAUCUUCAUGGGAAAAAUGGUUGAUUCAAAAAAGUAAAAGUGAAAGAAAAAAACAAAGAGAAAUUAGGAGAGCAAAAAAACAAGAAAAAACAAUAAAAGAAAAGGAAAAACAAGAUAAGGAAAUGAAAGAAAAGAAAGCAGAAGAGAGGAGGAAAGAAUGGUUAGAACAAAAAAGUUAUGAAGAAAAAUUACGUAAAAAGAACGAUAGACAAAGAAAAAGAUUAGAAAAAGACUUAAAGGAAGAUGAAAAGAGACGUGUAGCUGUUAAAGCUGAGGGUAAUUAUGAUGAGUGGAUGGAAAGAAAAAAGAAAGAAGAAAAAGAUUUAAAAAAAGAACAGAAACGAAGACAACAAGAGGUAGAACAUGCAAAGAAAAAACAACAAAUAGACGCACAACAUAAAUAUGAAGAAUGGUUGCACAGGUCCAAGAACAGACCCAAAUCUGUUCCGAAUAGUUUUGGUUAUACUUCUGGAAAAUUGACAGGAGAUUAUAUAAUCGAAGGUUACCAUGACACUAAUGCAUAUCCAGUGCCAACAUUCUACAAUCCAUUACCAUGGCAACCAAUACCUAUUCCAAGACAGAAACAAGAGAAAAAAGUCAGACCCAAAACAAAACGAUAUGUAUGGAAGCCUGAAAAAUAUUUGUAACUGACAUUUUGUUUAGUAUUGUAAACUAGUAUUAUUUAUUUAUUGCUCCAGCAUUCAUGUCACAUCUAGGACAUAAAUUGAAGUAUCUUUGAAUUCUAAGAGGACACCCCCAUUUUACUAUACUAUACUCUGAAUAUUGUUCUCUUUAGAAGGUAAUGACAUUGAGUUUUUCCUGUGUAAAGCAGGAAAUUUGUAUCUUCAAUAAGAUAUGAGGAUCAUGAUCUAAUUUGUGUGAUUCUUAACAAUAUUAUAAUAGGUUAGUGUACAAUAUACCAUAGUACAAGUGUGGGAAAUAUACUAGUUUUUAUUUUAAUUUUAAAAGAGAAUUUGUAGUUAUUUGAUUCCAUUUUAGUUGAAAAACUUCUUCCAAAAAAAUAUGAUUUUGGUCCACCAUGUUUCUUUCUA